GGACCCUGCGCACGCGCAUGGUCGCCCCAGGGGGAACGCAGGUCGCUAACCGGGAUCGGCUGGUCGGCGGCCUGGUUGCCAUGGCAGCGGGGUCGCGGGCCGGCGCUAGGGAAGGCCCCGAGGCUGCAGGCGGCCAGGGCUGCCCGCGGAUCCCCAGACCCGGACGCCCGAUCCCGCAGCCCUGAGGGGCGGCCGGGCAGCGCCGCCACCAUGUUCCUGGGCACCGGGGAGCCGGCCUCGGAGACGGGAGAUGACAGUCUGUCCGCAGUCACCUUUGACUCUGACGUGGAGACGAAAGCAAAAAGGAAAGCUUUCCACAAACCUCCACCCACAUCGCCAAAGUCACCUUAUUUCUCUAAGCCGAGAAAAGUGGCCUCCUGGAGGUCCCUCAGGACGGCAGGGAGCAUGCCUCUGGGCGGCCGAGCGUCCCUGACCCCGCAGAAGCUGUGGCUGGGAACCGCAAAGCCAGGAAGUCUAACCCAGGCCCUGAACUCACCCCUCACUUGGGAGCAUGCGUGGACUGGCAUCCCCGGCGGCACUCCCGACUGUCUGACAGACGCCUUCAGAGUGAAGAGGCCACAUCUCAGGCGCUCUGCCAGCAACGGUCAUGUCCCUGGGACUCCUGUCUACAGAGAAAAAGAAGAUAUGUAUGACGAGAUUAUUGAGUUAAAGAAGUCAUUGCACAUGCAGAAGAGCGACGUGGACCUGAUGAGAACGAAGCUCCGGCGUCUGGAGGAGGAAAACAGCAGGAAGGACCGGCAGAUAGAGCAGCUCCUGGAUCCCAGCCGCGGCACGGAUUUUGUUCGGACUCUGGCAGAGAAAAGGCCCGAUGCCAGUUGGGUCAUUAACGGGCUGAAGCAGAGGAUCCUGAAGCUGGAACAGCAGUGCAAGGAGAAGGACGGCACCAUCAGCAAACUCCAGACCGAUAUGAAGACUACCAACUUGGAAGAGAUGCGGAUCGCCAUGGAGACGUACUACGAGGAGGUGCAUCGUCUCCAGACCCUCUUGGCAAGUUCUGAAACCACCGGAAAGAAGCCCCUGGGGGAGAAGAAGACGGGCGCCAAAAGGCAGAAGAAGGUGGGCAGUGCCCUCCUGAACUUGUCCCGGAGUGUCCAGGAGCUCACGGAGGAGAACCAGAGCCUGAAGGAGGACUUGGACCGCUUGCUGAGCACCUCCCCAACCAUCUCCAAGACACAGGGUUAUGUGGAAUGGAGCAAGCCCCGGCUGCUGAGGCGCAUUGUGGAGCUGGAGAAGAAACUAAGUGUGAUGGAGAGCUCAAGAUCACACGCUGCAGAGCCGGUCAGAUCACACCCGCCAGCCUGCCCUGCAUCCAGCUCUGCGCUGCACGGACAGCCACGAGGGGACCGCAACGAGGACCAUGAGCGUCUCCGAGGGGCCGUGAGAGACCUGAAGGAAGAGCGGACCGCCCUGCAGGAGCAGCUGCUGCAGAGAGAUUUGGAGGUGAAGCAGCUCCUGCAGGUGAAGGCCGACCUGGAGAAGGAGCUGGAGCGCACGAGGGAGGGCGAGGAGGAGAGGAGACAGCGAGAGGAGGUUUUGAGAGAGGAGAUUCAGAUGCUUACCAGCAAGCUCCAAAAACUGCAAGAAAUGAAGAAAGAAGAGAAAGAGGAUCGCCCGGAAGUUCCUCAUAAGGCCCAAGAGCUCCCAGCUCCCACUCCCAGCAGCAGGCACUGCGAGCAAGACUGGCCGCCGGAUUCCAGCGAGGAGGGGCUCCCGCGGCCCCGCUCCCCCUGCUCUGAUGGGAGAAGAGACGCCGCAGCUAGAGUCCUGCAGGCCCAGUGGAAGGUGUACAAGCACAAGAAAAAAAAGGCUGUUCUGGAUGAGGCGGCUGUGGUGCUUCAGGCAGCUUUCAGGGGACAUCUGGCGCGGACAAAGCUCUUAGCAAGCAAAGCACAUGGCUCAGAGCCACCCAGCGUGCCAGGCCUCCCAGACCAGGGUGCCCUGGGGGCCGAGCGCCAGGAGCCGCCAGGGGGCUGCCAAACAGUCAUCUUCCCUGCCGUCCUCGCACCCCAGAGCUCUCCUGUGCCCUGCGUUCCGAGCCCCAUCACCCAGGCCGAGGGCAGCCCUGUGCAGGAGGAGGCCAUUGUCAUCAUCCAGUCCGCUCUGCGGGCACACCUGGCCCGGGCCAGGCACAGCGCUACCGGUAAAAGAACCACCACCGCAGCUUCCACCAAGAGGAGAUUGGCUUCAGCCACACACGGGGACGCCUCCUCCCCACCCUUCCUGGCAGCUCUUCCUGACCCCUCUCCCUCAGGGCCGCAGGCCGUGGCACCUCCACCUGGAGAUGACAUCAACUCCGAUGAUUCCGACGAUAUUGUCAUUGCACCGUCUCUGCCUACGAAGAAGAACUUUCCAGUCUAGGUCCCCGUCACUGUCUCCAUGCCAUGAUGGCAGCGCUGCCGAGGACAUAGGAACCACAACUGGAAAGAUAAUUUAUCGUGUUAGGAGAAGAACGAUGAUACCUACUUAACACCUCAGCAUCUGCGUCGUGUCUCUGUGCUUUUGUUUGUGGAAGGAGACCCAAAUGCCUUUCCUUUCUUCUCUGGGGAGGGCCAGCGGCUCGUGUCCCCCUCAUCUCCAGCUGCAGCUCGGAUGGUGGAUUUUCGGUGCCGACAGACACAUCUGCCGUGAACUCGCAGACGCCAGGGAGCCCUGUAGUGACACGUUCUCUGACAGCACGUUGCCGCCUGCCCACAACCUUGACCGUGAGGAGCUAUUAUCCGCAGCCAGCACCGACACCACGCCCCCUCUUCCUAGUGACACCCUUUACAACCAGGAUUUGCUUCCAUCUCAGCCCAGUAGGCCAGGCAGACACGCCCUGCUGUGCCUUAGGAAGAUGUGAGACCGGCUUCCCCCAUCCCUACAGCAAAACACGGCCUGUCCCAAGCCAGUGAGGAGCUAAAGACACCCAGGUCCCCAAAUCAUCUUACUCCAUGCCCCACCCGCUCACACCGUCCUUUCCCGUCACCCUUGCUACCCCCUGGAGCACUGCCCUCCAGAGCUGCCCUUCUCAGGAAGGAGUUUGGUUGGAUUCUGUCACUGUGGAGACGAAGAUUUUUUAAAAUUCCCAAUUAUAAUACAAAAGCAGCAUCACACCUGCUUUUGAGAACAGCAGGGUGAUGUCUGUUCCCAAGCUGGUGGCGGGAGGCUUAGCCUCUGUGGGGCCACCCGGGGAAGAGGAGGAGAGGAGGGUGAGGAGGCAGGCUCGCCGUUCCAAGGGAGAGCACAGGCUCGUGGUGGGGCGUGUUGCAUCUGGUGUCUGGGACAGUCCCUGUCACCCCAUGUGUGCGGCCUCUGCAAUCCCAGCUCCGUGGCUGGGCUGGGCUGAGCAUGCGGAGCCCGUGGAGCCAGCAGCUGCAGAGGCCUAGGAGGGAGUUCCUGGGGGAAGCGCACAGUGUCCAGUGCCCAUCUCUUGCUUGUGUGCGAGAUUAGCCCUUGCUGGGACGUCAAGAGGAAGAGCCUUAGACCUGGGCGGGCCUUCAGGGGCAUCUAGACCCCUGCAGAGCCCGAGCCUGGUGUCCGCAUCUCCACAGCACCCCUGUGGGGACUCCUGCCAGGGCUGGCCGCUGUCUCAGGAGAGACCUAACGUUAGAAAGCCCCUUCUUACACAGCUGACAGCUUCUCCCAAGGCUUCUGUCCACCAGGACAGGCUAACCCCUGGGUGCCUUUUCUACAGCAUGGCGGCCUUCUGAGUCACCUAAGCUGAGCCUGGGGCAUCCUCUAUGGCGGUCAGAAGGCCGAUGGCCCCAACACAGUGGCUUGUGGAAGGAAGAGAGGAGGCUCUGCAUGUCCACCUGCCCUGUGGGAGGAGGACACAGGUGUCCCCAGCCCAGCCUGUUCUCUCCCAGUCACUCAGGGAUGGGGCCACCCAAAGUGCAGGACCCGCUCUACCCUGCAGUUCGCAGCCUGGCCCGUCUCCACUUAGGUUCUGUUUCUACAUUGGGUGGAAGCGAGUCAGCCGGGGGGGCCUGGCUUCUGUACGUGUUUUCCUUAUUUGGUCUGUGGGUUGCCAAGUCCAUUUUUUUUUUCCACUGAACUGGCUGGUAACUUAACAGACUGUGUAACUGACACAGGCCCUCUGUAGACCCCUGCCUUCACCCCACCCGCCCAGGCGCUGUCCCAGCCAUCCCUGCUUGCCAGCUGAAAGCUUCAGGUCCUAGGAGCCAGUCCACCUCGAAAGCCCUGAGAAAGUGAGACACCUAGGCGCACGUUCGCUGCGGGAGACCCUCCAUUCUCUUGUGGCAGCUGCUCCCGCUUGUUAAACCAAGAUGUUUCUAUGGGACGGGCUCACUCUUGGGAACCAGUGGCCUAGAGCUUUGGGUUACGGGUAUGGAGAGGGCAUUCCUGCCUCGGGCUUGGAGGAGAAUGUUCCAUACACAAACCGCCAUGUCCUCCUCUGGUGCAGCUGGGCUGCUCUGUUAAAAGCCAGCAUCCAUCUUGAAGCUCGCUGGGUAAAUGGCAAUGCAUUCUCAAGCCUGUGUCUUCAGCUGAUGCCCAGUGUCCAGUGCUGGUCACCAGUCCCCUUUGCUGGGUACAGCCCGCCCGUCUGUUCUGUGGUCCUGGAACGCUGCAGUGUGGUUUUUGUUCCAUGGAGACAGCACCAAGCGGAGAGGCCUCCUUGCCCGCGGCCCCAGGGCCUGGGGGCCAGGAGUUCUGGCGCUGCGCAGACUUAGGCAGGAGGAUAAGAGAAGCCCAUGGAGCCAUGGGAGGGGCGUCAUGGGCGGGGCCUAGCCGUGGGAGGGGUGAGCUGUGGGCGGGGCCUAGUCAUGGGAGGGAUGAGCUGUGGGCGGGGCCUAGUCAUGGGAGAGGUGAGCUGUGGGCGGGGCCUAGCCAUUGGGGGCGAGCAAUGGGCGGGGCCUAGUCAUGGGAGGAGUGAGUUGUGGACGGGGCCUAGCUAUGGGUGGGGUGAGCUGUGGGCGGGGCCUAGGCCAUGGGGGGGGUGAGCUGUGGGCGGGGCCUAGUCAUGGAAGAGGCGAGCUGUGCUAGGUGCCUAGCCAUGGGUGGGGUGAGCCGUAGAUGGGGCCUAGCUAUGGGAGGCAUGAGCUGUGAGUGGGGCUGAGCCAUGGGAGGGAUGAGCUGUGAGUGGGGCUGAGCCAUGGGAGGGGCAAGCCAGUGGAGUGGGCUGGGCAGAGCUGCAGGGGCUGCUGGCAGGGCCUAGGAAAGUAGACAACUGCCGGGGGAGACUGGCAGUAGAGAGUGAGUCCCCAUGAAAAGGACCCCUGCCCCAGCAUCAAGUGCCAAAGCAGGCCCCGUCUACCACUUCGGGGUCGACGGUGGCACGUGUUGUUCACGGUGUCCUGAUUGUCACUGCAACACCUCCACAUCACCUUGAACUUCAAGAACAGCAGCAAAGCUGUAUCUGCUAUCGGAGGCUGUUAGGUAGUCCAGCUUUAAAAUCACAUACUCUUUCUCCAGCCCAUGCCCUUUAAACAAGCAGCCAUAGAAGAUGUCAGUCUCCAGGGCCUGGCCGCACUGUGUUGACAGCAGUCACAUCUGUUGAGCCGACACUGCUGAGGCUGAAGCUGGCCCCAGUGCAGGGGGCUGGUGAGCCACAGGUGCAGCUACCUGGAGGUGUGCUCUCCCCUAGAAGCCUGUCCCCAACUCCUCCCCUAGAGGCCUAUUCCCGCUGCUCACGGACCUCAGCAGAGGCACCAGCUGGAGGGCUCCAGGGACAUCCUUGGAGAUACGGGAGGCUUUCCCGGCACAGGGCGCAGCUCUUAGGAGGCCUUUGUAGGAGGCUGUCUCCCCAGUGUGUCCUGCUCAUCCAGGAUGGGGAGAAAGAGGAGGAAACCCCAGGCUCAGAAGCCAGGGACAGACUGCCGACAAUUACCAAACUGAAUCCAGGCAGUGCCAUGACCCUGGGUGUCCCUUGGUUCACAUCACCCACCAGACACAGCUGCGGAGAGAGUGCAGGGAGGGGCUGGGACCAAACAGGCCAGAAACCGGCAGAAAGGAGGCAGAAGUGAGGUGGGUGUGCCUGGGGCACAAAGCCAGCACCGGGGGGAUUUCAGUGGAGUCCUACAGCCAGGCUCUGUGCGGACUGUGAUGCCAGAGAGGCAUGCAGCCUCUGGGCAAGUCGGGAGAGGGCUUGGGUGGUCCCCACAAGGGAGAAGAGGUGGAGGGGCCAGAGAAGACCACCAAGACCACCGUUCCUCCAGGCCCGGGGUGAGUGACCUGACUAUGAGACUAGCGGGCAGAGCCAAGCAGGGCUAAACUCCAACCCAGGGCCCGACGACAGGCACAUUCCCAGCUAAUGUUUGUAUUUUUAGUAGAGACAGGGUUUCACUAUGUUGGCCAGGCUGGUCUCGAACUCCUGACCUUGUGAUCUGCCUGCCUCGGCCUCCCAAAGUGCUGGGAUUACAGGCGUGAGCCACCGCGCCCAGCCUGCACAUGAGUAGCUUGAAGUCUCUGAGAAGCCCUAUUUUGUGAAAAAGACACCUACUUAAAUUUAUAUACAAGCUGAGAAAGAUUCAGGUUUGAUGGGUAUCAAAGUUUAUACAAUCUGAAGGUCCUUUUUAAGAAAAAGAACACAAAAUUAUGAACACAAAAUUCAGAACAGAGCCUUGGAAGGGACUUACGAAAACAAAAAGAUUUAGUUUCCUUAGCUUUACCAUAAACCCACUUCUAUCUACAUGUUACAAUGCCUGUAUUUGCUCACCGGAAGACUUUCCCCUCCCCAUGCCUACUAAUAACUCCCAGAACAGGCUUGAUUCACAGCAAUUUGGGAUGUGCUGGCACAGACUGUUGCAGCUUUCUCUAACUUGUUUCCUUUCUUCCAUUCCUCAUCUCAAAUGUAAAUAUAUCAUCCCACAGCGUUAUUUUUCUAGACAUGAUUUUUCUAGGACACCAGCCUCAUCCCCACACUACAUCUCUCUUCAUGACUUAGGUUCCAACCUCUCUAGAUGAGCACCUUCCCCACUUAUUAGACCACAACCCACAAUAAGAAGUAUAUUUUAUAUUAUGACCCAAUACUCAUACAUAUCAUUGAAAAAAAAUUUCACAAAACCAACCUUAACUUUUCUAUGUGUGAUGCACUCUAAUUGUCUUGCUGAUAUACUCCAUAUACAAAAAUAAUCCUGGUAGGGCCACGGUAAAAUAAUUCUUACAGUCGGCAGGUUGAGAAACACUCCCUGGUCAGCAUUGCACCCCUAAUGCUUUUUUAUGCUGCCAUACUUUGCUUUUGUGGCUCCCUCAUUUUUUGUGGGUUGUCCUUUACCUCUGUUAUGACUCUGCAAAUCCUUUUUACCCCUCCGGUUUCAACUCAUAUUCUACCUUUUAUAUAAAGCCAUCAUCCAUUGAAUCCUCUGUGCUCUCCAACAUUUUGCAUUCACAUUGCUAUGGGAAAUGUUUCAUUCUGCUUUUGAUUAUAAUUAAUUAUUUAAAAUUCAGUCCUUUUUACUUCAUUGUAAAGUCCUUGAGGGCAAGAUCAGGUCAUUUAUAGACAUGGUCAUUUCUAUAAAUCCUACAGCAUCCAGCACCCAGUACCUUGCAAAUUUUUAAAGUAGGAAGAAAUAAAAGUGGCUCACAAGGUUGUUGUGAGGAUUCAAUGAGAUAAUACAUUUUAACAAUAAUGGUAUAACUAAUAUUUAUGAUAACUUGUUUUAAAAUGAAGUAGCUGGCGUAUGGUUGCACAAAUAAUAACUGGUGUUGCCAGGACUCAAGGCAAGCCCGAUAUUGGCAGCCACCACAUUACUGCCUUAUUCAAGUGCUUAGCCCAUAGGAAGGAUUCAGUAACUGGUAACUAUUAUUGUCACUUAACAAAAGGGUGUUGAAUCAAAGCUGAAUGAAUGAAUUAGACAGAGACUGUGGGUUACGUGUAAUAGCCUUUGGGCCUAGGGAUAAUUCCAUUAAUCAUUCUGCUAUUAGUUUGCUAUUUAGUCUGCUGUUUUAUUUUUCUGUGUGAGUGGUUGUGACUAUAUGAUUAAAAGUCACCAGAUCAGGAAAAUGAA
Symphalangus syndactylus (siamang) is the source of this 7967-nucleotide messenger RNA. RefSeq names its product IQ motif containing E (gene IQCE). The record is from RefSeq and is a predicted model, not a curated record. NCBI's taxonomy places the organism in Eukaryota, Metazoa, Chordata, Mammalia, Primates, Hylobatidae. Gene Ontology annotation, molecular function: protein binding.